GAUGUUUGUUGAAGAUUUCUCAUUCUCAAGGCCACAUCUUAGGGCACACCUUUGACCAUACCUUUGACCAUACCUUUGCCACUAUUAGGGAACAAUGGCAGCCAGACAUGUUCACGGCAUCGUGCGAUCUGACAGUGAAAAUUGUUUCUCACAACGCAGCGAGCAUUGCCUCUACAAACAUGUGGGCCUCCUCCUACUCAAAUCAACACCCAGAAGAAGCAAGCUUCAAGCAGCCGAACUUUCGACACGCUUUACCAGCGCUUCGAAAAUGGGCCGAAAACCUGCGCUCUUCCUCGACAUCUCACAGAUAAACUCCACACCUCUAACCAACGCAAAAUCCUCCCAAAACCCCAAGCAACACACCAACUACAUAGACCUCGUGACCAAACUACGCAACCCCACAGCAGCUGAACCCAUCAACAAAUGGAUGACCACAGACCGAGUCGUAGGCCGACCCAUCGGAGCGUCAAGCCCGAAGCAGAAACUGGUAAAGCCAUGGCGACGUGACUCGUGUGAGCCAGAGGUAACAACAGAAGCGUACGAGAACUUCUUUGAGGAAGCUAUGAGUGGGUCGCUUAGUGGAAGCAUGGGUGGGUAUGUGGCUGCGAGAAUGACGAAGGAAAAGGAAGUCGACAAGGAGAAGAAGGUGGGCGAAGAUGAGGAGUCCUCUGAAGCGCUGAACCAGGUUACUUCUAAAGCAGCCCCUUGGCUCGAAGAGCCAACCUGGCAUCAGAAGCCAGUGACUGAACGCUAUGCAUAUCCCAAAGAUGCCUAUAGGACGCACCGCUCUGAUGAAGGGUACUUGACGCUCUUCGCUUCCCUAGAGAACAAGGACAAGUAAAUAGUCCCGCUAGCAUUGUCAAUAUGAGCUUUCUUUG
Macroventuria anomochaeta is the source of this 878-nucleotide messenger RNA. RefSeq lists its product as uncharacterized. The transcript has a single exon. The coding region runs from base 95 to 841 and encodes 248 amino acids. The record is from RefSeq and is a predicted model, not a curated record. Lineage: Eukaryota; Fungi; Ascomycota; Dothideomycetes; Pleosporales; Didymellaceae.